AUGCCAUCACCUGAACCCUCACGGAGAUCUCGCUCCCCAGCCACGCAAGAGAAAGACCGUCGCCAUCAUCGUAGCCGACAUGACCACUCACAUUCCCACCGGCACCGCCACCGCGAUGACGCGCGCUCGCGCUCUCCUCAUCGCUCCGACAGGCACAGAUCAGACCGCCACCACCGUCGGCACGACCGAGACCGAGACCGUCAUGAUCACAGAAGCAAAGAAACAUCUGCGAAACCUGUGAUUCUGCCGCUACAGGCGCGGGAGCUCACAAGGCGGGAUUUGGAUGUAUUCCAACCCAUGUUCGCGAUGUACCUCGACAUCCAGAAAGGCAUAUUCAUUGAAGACCUGUCUGAAGAGGAGGUGAAGGGGAGAUGGAAGAGCUUCAUUCAGAAAUGGAAUCGAGCUGAAUUAGCUGAAGGCUGGUACGAUCCGGCCACAUUGCAAAGGGCCCGCGAAAGCAUAGCAGAGAGGCCACCGCCUGUGGAGCGCGAGAGAGGAUCGCCAGAUUACACGCGAGGUGAACAGAAAGAAAUGGUGGAUAACACGGCACCACCAACCGCCGAAGAAGAUGACGAUGAAGACGAUGACGAAUAUGGGCCAACACUACCUCACCCUAAUUCAGGAAGAGGCUUCAUGCAAUCUGGGCCGACAAUACCAAAAUUACAGGAUCUGGAGCUCAAGAGAGAGUCUGCAGCUGAAGAUGCUUUUGCCGAGCGCGAGGAGUCACGACAGCAGUAUCGCAGUGACAUCCGAUCUCACAAAGCGGCAGUUAAGAACCUCGAAGACGAAGUUGCACCACGAGCAGAAGCCGGGACAAGAGAGAGACAGCUCGAGAAGCGUCGGGAAGCUGCUGCAGCUAACCGCGAAUUUGCAAAUGCUCGUGGGGCAUCACCGGAGGCUGCACCGGAAGAGGAGCUUAUGGGAUCUGGAGACAACGACCUCGCUUCCUUGAAGAGGGAAAAGGAGAAAGACCAACGCAAGAAGAACGAACGGGAAAUUCGUAGAGAGGAAAUUCUUCGGGCACGAGUAGCAGAGCGUGAGGAGCGCGUUCAGAAGUACCGUGAGAAGGAGCAGGAGACGAUUGGUUGGUUGCAGACUCUGGCGAAGCAGCGUUUUGGUUAA
Messenger RNA from Penicillium pulvis, 1122 nucleotides. RefSeq lists its product as uncharacterized. NCBI's taxonomy places the organism in Eukaryota, Fungi, Ascomycota, Eurotiomycetes, Eurotiales, Aspergillaceae. The record is from RefSeq and is a predicted model, not a curated record. The coding region runs from base 1 to 1122 and encodes 373 amino acids. The transcript has 3 exons.